This is a messenger RNA of Spirometra erinaceieuropaei, 621 nucleotides long. NCBI's taxonomy places the organism in Eukaryota, Metazoa, Platyhelminthes, Cestoda, Diphyllobothriidea, Diphyllobothriidae. The record is from the annotation of a GenBank genome assembly.
AUGGCAUAUAGCAUUGAGGUUGCCUCUCAAUUCCUCAUAGACCUUCGAGGUCGGAGAAUAAAAUCGGACGAGAUCACGGUUUCCUUCGAUGUGACGUCGUUAUUCACAUCCAUCCCACCAAACUUGGCCGGCGAAUUCUUGCGCAAGGGACUUAGAGAGACGUACGAGGAGACUCAGAAUGCACUCACAAUCGAAAACCUCAUGAGGCUGUUUGAAUUCUGCCAACAAAAUUUCUUCAAUUUUGCGGGUGAGACCUAUGAACAAAUCAAUGGAACCCCAAUGGACUCACUGGUCUUCGGUUUAGUGGUAGAACCGAUCCUACAUGAGUUUGAAAAGAUUGCCUUCAUCAAACAUGAACCGGUUUUUUGGCGCCGUUACGUAGACGACACGUUCGUCAUCGUAAAGAAGGACAUGCUACAACAUUUCCACAGCCUACUCCACGCAGCCUUACCUGAUAUAAAAUUCACGAGGGAAGAAGAACAGGAACAACAGUCUGCCUUCCUGGAUGUGCUUGUCAGACGAAACCUUAACGGUGAACUGGAAACAGCGGUUUAUAGGAAGACAACGAACACCACACAGCUUCUCAGUUUUCACAGCAACCAUCCGGUUGAUGUUGUGUGA